Molecule: messenger RNA, 1802 nt
Organism: Erythranthe guttata (spotted monkey flower)
Lineage: Eukaryota; Viridiplantae; Streptophyta; Magnoliopsida; Lamiales; Phrymaceae
Source: RefSeq, a predicted model, not a curated record
GAUCAUAGUAUUGUUUUGUUUGCAUUUGCACUUUUAUAGUUGAUUUGUAGUUCAUAUUCUAACAUUUACAACCCCAUUCUAUGUUUUCUUCCCUUAUUUUUACCCAGGAACUUGGUUUCGAUUAUUUGCGCGAUAAUCUUUCUGCAAGCAGGGACCAGCUUGUGAUGAGAUGGCCAAAACCCUUCCAUUUUGCAAUACUUGAUGAAGUUGAUUCUGUACUCAUUGAUGAAGGCCGAAAUCCUUUGCUGAUAAGUGGUGAGGCAAGUAAAGAGGCUGCACGAUAUCCAGUUGCCGCUAGAGUAGCCGAGUUGCUGACACGAGUCCUACAUUACAAAGUUGAGCUUAAGGAUAAUUCAGUGGAACUUACUGAGGAAGGAAUAGUACUGGCUGAGAUGGCUUUAGAAACAAAUGACUUAUGGGAUGAGAAUGAUCCUUGGGCUUGGUUUGUUUUGAAUGCCUUAAAAGCGAAAGAGUUCUACCGGCGAGAUGUACAAUAUAUGGUUCGAAAUGGAAAAGCUCUUAUAAUCAAUGAGUUGACUGGUAGAGUAGAAGAAAAAAGGCGAUGGUCUGAGGGUAUCCAUCAGGCUGUGGAGGCCAAAGAAGGGCUGAAGAUCCAGGCUGAUUCUGUUGUUGUGGCCCAAAUUACUUACCAAUCACUAUUCAAACUAUAUCCCAAGCUUUCAGGGAUGACUGGGACUGCUAAAACUGAGGAAAAAGAAUUCUUGAAGAUGUUUCAAAUGCCAGUAAUUGAAGUGCCCACAAAUAUGUCAAACAUUCGCCAAGACUUACCUAUUCAGGCAUUUGCAACUGCUAGAGGGAAAUGGGAAUAUGUCCGUGCAGAAAUUGAGUAUAUGUUUAAGCUCGGCCGGCCGGUAUUGGUUGGGACUACGAGUGUUGAGAAUUCUGAAUAUCUGUCUGAUUUGCUGAGGGAAACAAAUAUCCCCCACAAUGUCCUUAAUGCACGCCCCAAGUAUGCUGCUAGAGAAACAGAGAUUGUAGCGCAGGCGGGUCGAAAAAAUGCGAUUACUUUAUCAACAAAUAUGGCUGACAGGGGCACUGACAGUAUCUUAGGAGGAAAUCCAAAGAUGCUAGCUAAAGAAAUUUUGGAGGACAGUUUGCUUUCAUUUCUUACGCAAAAUGUUCCUGAUGUUGAUAUUGAUUCAGGGACUUCCAAAAAGGUCUUAUCCAAGGUAAAUGUUGGGCCAUCAUCAUUGGGCUUGCUAGCUAAGACUGCUAUUCUGUCUAAAUAUGUAAGUAAAAAUGAGAGUAAGAGCUGGACUUAUGACGAGGCAAGAAAUAUGAUUUCAGAGUCUAUCGAAAUGAGCCAGUCAGUGGAAUCGACAGAGUUGCAGAAGCUUAUUGAUGAGCAGACUGAGAUGUACCCUCUUGGCCCAUCUAUAGCUCUUGCUUAUUUGUCAGUUCUUAAGGAUUGUGAAUCUCACUGUUCUAAUGAAGGGUUAGAGGUGAAAAGUCUUGGAGGUCUUCAUGUGAUUGGAACUUCUUUACAUGAGUCUAGGAGGAUUGACAAUCAGCUCCGAGGCAGGGCAGGAAGGCAAGGGGAUCCUGGAUCAACACGGUUUAUGGUGAGCUUGCAGGAUGAGAUGUUUCAGAAGUUCAAUUUUGAUACUGAGUGGGCAAUAAAACUUAUAUCUAGAAUUACAAAUGACGAGGAUAUCCCAAUAGAGGGUAAUGCAAUCGUGAAACAGCUUAUGUCCCUGCAAAUUAAUGCGGAAAAAUACUUCUUUGGCAUAAGAAAAAGUCUCGUUGAGUUCGAUGAAGUAUUCGAGGUAUCAUCAUCUAAC